GGCGGAUAUUCCCUCCCCCUCUCCUCCUCCUCCUCCUCCUCCUCCCCCCCUUCCACCCUCCUGAGGCGGGCCUCCGGCUCCUUCCCGCGGCGGCCGGGGUCGCGCACGUCUGAAAUAGCUAUCUCAGGUAACUGGAGUUGACUCUAAAUGUGAUUCCUGUGGGUUGACUGCCGUAAGCCUUAUUCACGCAAGUAAGAGCUAUAUGCAUGAAGCUGCCUUUUUUGCAAGGGGCUGACUUUUUUCCAACCAAAUCGUAUCGCCUGUCAAGAAUUUUCAUGUGACUCCUGGAAACCUGCUGCAGUCUUCCCUAUUUGCUAUUCACUCCUGUUUUCUUCUCCUUUGAGCAGUUUCUUUUUUGAACAGCAAACGGAGGGAACUGCUCGCAUUGCUGCUGCUGCUGCUGCCGCUGCUGCUGCUCCAGCUGCGUGUGUGUGUGUGUAAACAGGAUGGUGUAUCUGUAGCUGCCACGCGCAAACACACAUUUGACCAUGAGGACUCUUCGCAGGUUGAAGUUCAUGAGUUCGCCCAGCCUCAGUGAUCUGGGCAAGAGAGAGCAGGCAGCCUUGGAUGAGCGGGGGACCCAGCAGCGACGGGCCUGCUCCAACGCUACCUGGAACAGUAUCCACAAUGGAGUAAUAGCAGUGUUCCAGCGUAAGGGUCUCCCGGACCAUGAACUUUACAACCUCAAUGAAGGAGUCAGGCAAUUGUUGAAAACAGAACUGGGAUCCUUUUUCACUGAAUAUCUACAGAAUCAGCUGCUCACAAAAGGCAUGGUGAUCCUAAGGGACAAGAUCCGGUUUUAUGAAGGGCAGAAACUACUGGAUACCUUAGCUGAAACUUGGGAUUUUUUCUUCAGCGAUGUCCUGCCCAUGCUUCAGGCUAUUUUCUAUCCUGUGCAGGGGAAGGAGCCCUCGGUUCGGCAGCUGGCUCUUCUGCACUUUAGGAAUAUAAUUACCCUCAACAUUAAAUUGGAAGAUGCAUUAUCACGUUCCAGAGCCAGAGUUCCACCUUCUAUUAUUCAGAUGCUGUUAAUACUCCAGGGGGUUCACGAGUCGAAAGGUGUGACUGAAGAUUAUUUGAAACUGGAAUCCCUGAUCCAGAAAGUCGUUUCUCCUUACUUGGGCACAUACGGUCUGUAUUCCAGUGACGGACCCUUCACGCACUCUUCCUGUAUCUUGGAGAAGCGGUUCUUCAGGCGUUCAAAAUCGGGUGACAUCCUUGCCAAGAACCCCGUGGUGCGAUCAAAAAGCUACAACAACCCACUGCUGACACCAGUGGCCGAGUACGAAACCGAGGGCAUGGCUGCCAAUGGAACGGGCAUCCGAAGGCACUCUGUUUCGGAAAUGACCUCCUGCCUGGAGCUACAGGGGUACUCCAACCUCACCACCAUCAUGGACAAUGGUUCCAAGAGCUCCAUGACGGCCACGAAAAGCUCGCUGUCAGGAGACCAGGAGAGGCCCAGCACUGGGUCGGUGCAGUGCUCUAGCAAACUCAGCACAGUUGAGCAACAGAAAGGACUCUUCCACUCGAUGGAUGACCCACAUAGGUCUUUUGAGCUGGACAGGGACCCUUCCUUGAUUCCAGUUCCCUCUUCCAGUCCUGAGAACAUAGUGGAUCAAAUUUUGGAGUCAAUUGACUCUGAUUCUGAAGGCAUUUUUAUUGAUUUUGGCCGAGGCUGUUCCAAUUCAUCAGCAUACAACGUGGACGUGAACAGACAGAGCAUCAUGUGAAGGACAUUGGAGACAAACCUUGGAUUUUAAUAUUAUAUAUGAGAGUUACUAACGCAUUGAGUCAGACUACGGGCAAACUGUAUAUGUCUAGGGAAGAACCUCUGUUGUAGGUCGUCACAGAGGUACUGAAGUACACAAACACAAGUUUACAGCAGGCGGAAAUCUGCUGUGAGGGGGGAAGAAAAAUCCAACCCCUUCUCCCUGUCCCCAUCACUCUGGAGUCGGAUUUCCUAUUGUCUUUAUAAACAUGGAGGUUCACAAGCUGACAAGUGUCUGGUAAAAUGCUAUUAGUGCAGCUGGCAGUGUUCAUUCAGUAAAACAGCCUAGCAAAUACCUGUGUUCACUUUUAAUUUUCUCAAGAGAUUUCCUGUAGACGGCAGGUUGUUCUCUGAACUGUAACACCUCAGCCAGAGUAAAUACAUGUCCUUUUAAAAAAAAAAACAAACAAAAAAGCCAGAGGCUGUGUGCCUUCAUGCCACAGAACACAGUGAUAAGGAAGUCUCUUUUAGUCUUUUUCUUGUACAUCUUGUAUGUCCUCCUUUGCCUAAUGGUGAGGUAGAAUUCUUGAAGAAAGGCAAAUAAACAGAAAUGUGCUACCUGAUGUCAUGCGAUGCCUCAUGUCUGAUGUUCUGUUUCACAGCCAAUACCUUGUGUCUGUGAGAGAGUUGUCUUGGAAAUGGCUUUUAAGGCCGUGUUAAUUUGCUCUGAAUGUGGCACUUCCAAGAAAUCUGUGCAUUGUCAACUCCUGGAGCAUCCAUUGUAUGGAGAGAUUCCAGCAGAAUUCAACUUACUUGUUUCCUAAAUAAAUAAAAAUGUGGCCUC
This is a messenger RNA of Chroicocephalus ridibundus (black-headed gull), 2552 nucleotides long. RefSeq names its product proline rich 5 (gene PRR5). NCBI's taxonomy places the organism in Eukaryota, Metazoa, Chordata, Aves, Charadriiformes, Laridae. The record is from RefSeq and is a predicted model, not a curated record. Gene Ontology annotation, cellular component: TORC2 complex. Gene Ontology annotation, biological process: TORC2 signaling. The transcript is spliced from 11 exons. Bases 489 to 1730 code for a protein of 413 amino acids.